Gossypium arboreum is the source of this 1542-nucleotide messenger RNA. RefSeq names its product CBS domain-containing protein CBSX5-like. Bases 135 to 1358 code for a protein of 407 amino acids. NCBI's taxonomy places the organism in Eukaryota, Viridiplantae, Streptophyta, Magnoliopsida, Malvales, Malvaceae. The record is from RefSeq and is a predicted model, not a curated record. The transcript has 2 exons.
CCGUAAAUCUCUCCACUCCUUUCAUAUCACUUUGUUCAAAAAUAUUAACACUUUUUCUCAACUACGAACUUCCAAUUUUCCUUUAAAAGCCCUCUCUCUCCUUUUUCUCUAUCUCUUCGAUCCUUCAUUGGUGCAUGGCCGCGAGUCUUUUGGCGCGUGAGGUAUCUGACCUAUGUCUCGGAAAGCCUGCGCUGAGGUCCCUCUCUGUCUCUGCCACCGUCGGCGAUGCCUUGACGACUUUGAAGAGAUCCAGAGACAACUAUAUUAGUUUUUGGAACUGCAACCAUGGUCAUUUUUCGGAAGUCGACAAGGUUGACGCCGUCGCCGCUCUUGAUGACUGCCGUUGUGUGGGCAAAGUUUGUGUGGCGGAUAUCAUCGGUUUCUUAUGUAAGGAAGAAAACCUGUCGAAUCCUGGAAUUGCUCUUCAAGCUCCAGUUUCCGUUUUAAUUCCUAAAACAGGAGACUUUGUUCGACAUUUAGAAUCUAAUGCAAGUUUGGUGGAAGCCAUGGAUUUGAUUUUGGAAGGAGUGCAAAAUAUUGUUAUACCAAUGGAGAUCGGCGGCAAAAAUUCAAGAAAAAAGCUUCUCCAAAAUAAUCUUUCGAAAUCAACCCUUCAUAAUGGCCGGCAAUAUUGUUGGCUAACUCAAGAAGAUAUGGUUCGUUACCUUGUGAAUUCAAUUAGCCUUUUUAGCUCAGCUGCUGUUAAUCCAAUCAACUCCCUUGACAUCAUCAAUGUUCAAGACAUCCCAGCCGUUCAUUAUGAUGACCCCGCAUCAUCGGCUUUGCCACUCCUUGCUAAGUGCCUUGAGAUGCAAACUUCCGUCGCUAUCAUUGAUGGUGAUGGCAAGUUGAUCGGAGAAAUUUCGCCGUACACAUUGAAUUCUUGUGAUGAGGAUGUUGCAGCAGCCAUUGCUACACUUUCAGCUGGUGAGUUGAUGGCUUAUAUAGACUUCGGCGGACCCCCAGAGGAUUUGAUUCAGUUGGUGAAAGAGAGAUUGCAAGAGAGGAAACUAGUGAAGGCCUUGGAAUUAAUGGAAGAUGAUUCAGGGAAUUCAUCGGUUUCAUCAUCUUGCUCAACUUCAUCAGAUGAUGAGUUUGGGGUCGGGAGGAGCGUUGUGAAGUCAGUAGGGUAUUCAGCAAGGUCGGUGAAGAGAUCAGAGGCCAUUGUAUGUCUUCCAUGGAGCUCGUUGGUGGCAGUGAUGAUUCAAGCACUCGCACACCGCAUGAAUUAUGUGUGGGUUGUCGAAGAAGAUCAAACUUUAUUCGGGAUUGUUACCUUUGCUGGAAUGAUGAAAAUUUUCCGUGAAACAAUUGAGGACCAUGACUUGGGGAAAGCUUUGAAGAAAUCCCCAACAUAAAACACAAAAAAUUUAAGAAAUCCAUAAUAAUAAUAAAAACCAUAUAUUUGGUGUUUGUGAUUUAGAUGUAUUAAUUCAGGGAGAUCCAGAAUCCUAAAAGAAACUCAACCUGAAAGAAAUCAACUUAAGUGCAGAUGUUUAUGAAUUAAAAGAAGGGAAUAGAUUGAGGCUUCUGGAGAACAAA